Helobdella robusta is the source of this 459-nucleotide messenger RNA. RefSeq lists its product as hypothetical. The annotation marks the transcript as partial. The record is from RefSeq and is a predicted model, not a curated record. The transcript has a single exon. Lineage: Eukaryota; Metazoa; Annelida; Clitellata; Rhynchobdellida; Glossiphoniidae.
CAGAAAUACAAAGAACAAAUACAUGAUUUAGCUAGGGAAUUUGAAAGAAGAUUUGAAGAUUUUAAAAACCUGGAGCCUUUGUUUACAAUUCUCACAACACCAUUUUGUAUAAAAGCUGAUGAAAUACCUGAAGACUUGCAGUUGGAACUGCUGGACAUGCAAGCAAAUUGUGAACUGAAAGAAAAGUUUAAAUCAGGUCUUUUGUUAGAAUUUUAUGGCUCUCUGUCUGAUGUAUCAUUUCCAAAUUUUAAAAGAUUUGCUGCAAAAAUGUUUUCAAUAUUUGGAUCCACAUAUAUAUGCGAACAAGCAUUCUCUUGUAUGAAAAUAAAUAAAUCCAAAAAUAGGUCCAUUAUGAAUGACUGCAACCUAAAUGCAAUAAUGAAAAUAGUGACAAGUGAUCUGGCUCCACAAUUCAAGAACAUUGUUGAAAAUUGUGAACAGUUCCAUACUUCCCAUUAA